Messenger RNA from Entamoeba nuttalli P19, 3906 nucleotides. Its product is annotated as protein kinase with WD repeats, putative. Gene Ontology annotation, molecular function: ATP binding; protein serine/threonine kinase activity; protein binding. Gene Ontology annotation, biological process: protein targeting to vacuole; protein phosphorylation; macroautophagy. The transcript has a single exon. The record is from RefSeq and is a predicted model, not a curated record. Lineage: Eukaryota; Evosea; Mastigamoebida; Endamoebidae. Gene Ontology annotation, cellular component: nucleus-vacuole junction; phosphatidylinositol 3-kinase complex, class III, type I; phosphatidylinositol 3-kinase complex, class III, type II. Bases 1 to 3906 code for a protein of 1301 amino acids.
AUGGGAAAUACACUAUCCACAUCAUCUGAUGUACUUAAUUCAUUAGACCUUACUGAUACUUGUGGUCUUGACGAAGUAGAAAAUAUUGGAAAUGAUUUACUUACUCAUUCAGUUCGUGCAAGAGACACUCGUUCACGAAGGGUGUUAGUUACAAAAUUGUAUUCGGUUCAACCAUCAGAUGGAGAUAAAAUAAAUGAACUUCUUCAACGAUUACAUACUGUUAAUAAAUCAAUUGUAAAUAUCACUGGAUUACUUGGUUUUGUAACAAAAAAAGCUGGUAAAAAUGGAAGUAUUAUUAUUUACCAACGUCAAUAUCUUCCAUAUAAUUUAGCUGAUCGUGUACGUACAGCACCAUUUUUUACAUUACAAGAAAAAGUAUUUAUUGCUUAUCAACUUAUAAAUGCAGUUAAUUCAUUACAUUCCUUACAUAUUGUUCAUGGUGAUAUUAAACCUGAAAAUAUUUUACUUACAUCUUCAAAUACUCCAUAUCUUUCUGAUUUUGCACCUUAUAAACCAUUUUAUAUUCCUGAUGAUAAUCCUUAUGAUUUAAAUUUCUUUUUUAAUCGUUCUACAUGUAUUGCUCCUGAACGUUUUCAACCAAAUCUUAAAGUUGAUAAAAUGUUUACUGAAACUACACCAUCUGCUGAUAUAUUUUCAUUAGGAUGUGUAUUAGCUUAUUUAUUCCUUGAAAAUUCAUUGUUUGAUGUGAGUAAUAUUCUUGAUUAUAAAAAUGGUAAAUUUUCAAUAACUAAUACUCUUUCUGCUAUUCAAGUUGAUUUUAUUCGUGAAUUAAUUCUUUUAAUGGUUGAUGCUACUCCUGAAAAACGUCCUACAGCUCAACAAUGUUUUGAAAUAUGUGAAAAGAAUGUCCCAUCUUAUUUUUCUUCAUUACUUCAAUUAUCAUAUCUUUCACAACAAAAUUCAGCAGAAUUUGUUCUUCCAGAUAUUAUUUCUUUCAUUCGUGAACAAUUAAAGAUAGAAAAACCAAAUGUUCCAAGAAAAAUAAUUGAAAAAGAAAUUCAAAGUAUUCCUGAUGAAGCUACUUUAUCUCAUUCUUCUCAACUUGCUGUUGAAUUAGAUAAAUUAACUAAUCAAACAGAAGAAUUACAUAAACAUCUUGAAGUAUUAUUAAGUGGACAAUGGAGUGAUUUAAAAGCAAGGUCUGAUGCUUUAAAUUCAAUGAGAAAAUUAACAGAACAAAUAACAGUUUCUGAUGAAAAAGAAAAUGUUGUAAAUGAAGUUGAAGAAACUAAGAAAUAUUUUAAUAAACAAGAAGAACCAUUUAUAAGUACUAGCAUUAUUCUUUAUAUAUUAUUUAGUAUUAGAAGAACACGUGAAAAUAUUUUAGAAAAAAUACUUUCAAUUGUUGAUAUUUUAAUUCAUUAUUCUGAUGAUGAAGCAUUAUAUAUGAUCAUUACCCCUGGACUAGUAGAUUUAAUUAUUGGUACUUCAAGUAAUCCAAUUAAAUCUCAUAGUUUAAAGUCAUUAAUUUUAGCUUUAAAAUAUAUGAAAACACUUCCUCCAUCAGCACAUUUAUUAUUCCCAAAUUAUAUUUGUCCAGCUAUUGAACAAACUAUUGUUAAUCAACAAAAUAUGUCAUUCACAAUUACUUACGCUUCAUAUUUUUCACAACUUUUAGAAUUAUCAAAAAAAUUAUCAUUAAAAGAAGAAGAUGGUUCAAUGAAAGCUUCUGAACAUGAAGUCUUAUGUAAGUUCUUUUUGGAAUCAUAUAAACAAAUGCUUUUAAAAAAGAAUUUCCACAUAACAAGAAAUUUAAUUAAAUCAUAUUCUGCUUUAACUUUGUUCUGUGGGUAUCAGAAAAGUUAUAAUGAAUUACUCCAAUAUAUUACUCAAUUCCAACAAUCAGACCCAAUAUUAAUUGUUUAUUUCUUAGAACAAAUUCCAUUAGUUGGUAAAGUAUAUGGAACUAAAGUGUUUGAAUUACAUUUCUAUCCAUUAUUACAACAAUACCUUUAUAGUACUCAUGAAUAUUUAGUUUAUCAGACUCUCCUUUCCAUUACUAGUUGUAUUUCACUCGAUAUUAUUUCAAGAAGUUAUAUUUAUAGUAUUAUUCCUUCUGUUUGUCCUUUAUUAGUUCAUCCUAAUAUUACAUUACGUCAAACAACAGCAUUAUUGCUUGAAGUUAUUGCUUCAAAGUUGAGUGAUGCCCAACGUCAUUGUUUCUUAUUACCUCAUGUCAAUAGUAUGUUAAGAAUUAAAUUAUUUAAUAUUACAGCUUCUCAUAUUAAUGCAUCACUUUUAAGUUCAAUUCCAAGAAAUGCAUUAAGAUCAUUUGAUCGAAAUGAUUUUUCAUCAACAAUGCACAUUGAAGAUAUAGUAACUAAAUUAGAAAAUACAGGAGUAACUAAUCCUGAUAAAUGUUUAAGUAAAUUAAUUCCUUAUUUAAUAGCAGUAAAAGAGCAUAUACCUCGAUUGAGUUUACAACACCAAACUUCAAUUAAUCGUUUAACUGAUGAAUUAAAAGUUCAUCAACAAUUACCAUUAUGGGGAGUAAAUCCAGAUGAUCCAAACCAUACUUAUAUUCCAAUGCAAAACCCAAAUACUCCAUGUCCACGUGAUAGUUCUCGUUAUCUCACAGUUAUUAAAGGUUCAGCUCCACCACGUUUACGUAGUAUUCCUGAUCUUGGAUUUGUUGAUUCUGAAAUUCCAUCACCAAAACAUGAAAUCAUUCAAGGGAUUUGUGUUGCUCAUCUCACAGAACAUCGUGCACCAAUUACUUCAAUUAGUGUUGGGUCAAAUGGAAUUUUCUUUGUAACAGGAGAUUCUACUGGUAUUAUUAAAGUAUGGGAUAUUCUUGGAGUAGAAUCACUUGAAGUUAUGAGAUCUAAAGUUACUUAUAAAGGUCCAAGUGGUGUAAGUUCAAUUGGAACUAUUGCAAAAAGUAAUGGUAUUGUAAUUGGAUAUAGAGAUGGUACUAUUGAAUUACAUAGAGUUUGUGUUCAAGGAAAAAAAUCAACUGUGAUGUCAAUGAAUUUAAUAAAAAGUAUAUCUCUUGGAUCAAAAAUUAUAUCUAUUCAAAAGAAUGCAGAUGCUAAAGCAGUUACCAUUGUUUGUGAAAAUGGUACAUUAGCAGUAUGGGAUAUUAGAGAUAAAACAGUAGGAAUUAGAAAAGAAAAUGAUGCACGUUUAGGGUAUGUUUCUGCAAUGGCUGUUGCACCAAGUGGAGAAUAUUGUAUUGUAGGUACUAAUAGAGGCUAUCUUGUUUGUUGGGAUUUAAGACAUACAAUUGCAAAUAUUGGAUGGAGAGUACCAACUCAUUCUGCUAUAACAGAAAUUGUAUUUAUUAAAGAAGAAAAUAUAGCAACUAAUACACGAGAUGGUGAUGUUUUUUGUUGGGAUAUUAAGAAUCAAAAUUUGAAGUCAUUACUUCAUUUUGAAGAUUUUGGAACAGAAAUACCUGAAUUAAGUAGUGUAAUUGAAAAAGUUGAAAGAAGUAGAUUUAAACCAUCAUUUAGUAUGGGACCAGAUGACUAUGGAGUACAACAACUAGAUAAUCUAUUACAAAAUCUUCAAAAAUGUAUUGCACAAAGUAAGAAUAAUAUUUAUUUACCAUAUUUAAUAAAUACAUCGUUAAUAGCAUUUGACCGAUUUAUUAUUUCAGGUGGAAGUGAUCAUAUUUUAAGAUUUUGGGAUGUUGAGGAUAGUCAAAAUAGUCUGUCAUAUGCUAUUGGUGAUUUUAAAAAACCACCAACAUUUGAAAUAUUAAAUGAAAAUAAUAUUACUUGUAUUAAAUGUUUCCCAGUUGAUAGAGAGAAAAGAGGAAUUGGAAUAAGUGAUAAUGAUCAUCAUUUAGAUGCAAUUACUGCUCUUUCAAUGUUACCUUCAGCUCAAUCAUAUUAUUUAUGUAGUGCUUCACGAGAUGGAAUAAUUAAAAUUUGGAAAUAA